AUGAACCUGGUUCUUGCAGGCAAGGGGUUAGACGUAUUUGAGGUCGUUAGGCUCUCUCUUAAAGAUGUCGACUCUUCUGGCGGCGGUGGUGAAUACAUCGCUUUGAUCCCACUCACUGACAAGCGCCUGCGACCGCAGCGAAUCACAGUGAAGAUUUUCAUCACUGUCAUUCUCUGCCUGGCCCUCUCUGGUCUCCUAGUCUUUUUCCUCCUGCCCCGUUCUAUCAGACUCCAGUCCUCUGCCUCCGUACUCCUGCCCAGCGAUGUGCAAAUCAAGGACGAUGUUGUCUCCUUAAACUUCUCUGUAAGCUGCUUUUUCUCUUCCUCCCUUUCGCCAUCCACUCACUCCAUCCUCGCGUUCGUCAGCGCAAUCGUGAACGUGUAUCCCUUCAAUGUGACGAAUUGGAACUACGUGCCCCUAUAUGUAGAGACUGUGAAUUUGCUUUCGCUCUACCAUUCCACAGUUUUGAACGUAGGUAAUGCCAGGCUGAACGAGUGGGUACCCGCCCGUACGACCAGGGAGCUACAUGUCUACCAAAUCCUUGAAUUCGACGAACCUGUCUUCUCCAUGUAUCUCCCGAAGCUUUGCCUCAGUAACAAUACCGAAUACAACCAAAUUUACAUUAGCUUUGUAACAAGCAUCCAAGUUAACGCUUUGAGUCAACGUUUCGAAUCAGUCAUGGACACCGUUCAACUGGUUAGUUGCCAUCCAAAAUAUCAGGUCCCUUCUCAACUCUGA
Messenger RNA from Echinococcus granulosus, 738 nucleotides. Its product is annotated as Transmembrane protein 106A. Bases 1 to 738 code for a protein of 245 amino acids. The record is from RefSeq and is a predicted model, not a curated record. NCBI's taxonomy places the organism in Eukaryota, Metazoa, Platyhelminthes, Cestoda, Cyclophyllidea, Taeniidae. The transcript has 6 exons.